AUGGACCAGGCUCCCCCCGCAAAUGCUGUUUUCCGGUAUUUGCUACCUUGGUGCUUACUCCGGUUAAAUGUACUAUUAAGCUCAAGACAUGCUCUGGUGAAGUCUAGGAACCUCUCACAGCAACCAAACCAAAAAUUAGGUAUGGGAGAAUCGCCUGAUCCUCCUUUUGAGGAGACAUACAAGAAACUUUUUGACGACAUAAGAAUUGCAAAGGCCUCAAACAUUAAUUACCACAACCUCUUUGUUGUAGAGGAAUGCGAGUUGCCAUUGAUAGAUCUUGAACUAUUAUAUGGAGGAGAUUUUGAGAUGGAAGAAUGCAAGAGAAAGAUAGCUAAAGCUUCACAAGAAUGGGGUUUUUUCCAAGUGGUCAACCAUGGGAUUUCACAUGAUAUAUUGACAAAAAUGAGAAUGGAACAAAUCAAGCUUUUCAAGAAGCCAUUCCAUGAGAAAAUGAAUGAAAAGAAUCACAAAUUCUCCAAAGGAAGUUACCGUUGGGGAACUCCUUCAGCUACUUGCCUUCAACAACUUUCUUGGUCCGAAGCUUUCCACGUUCCUCUCACUGAUAUCUCUAAUUCAAGUGAUCUAAACAGCCUCAGCUCCACAAUGGAACAGUUUGCGACAACAUUGUCUGAAUUAGCACAUAAAUUAGCAAGAAUAUUGUCGGAGAAAAUGGGAUAUAAGUCGAAAUAUUUCAGAGAAACAUGUUUGCCAAGUACUUGUUACCUUCGGAUGAAUAGAUAUCCAGCAUGCCCUCUUUCCCCACAAGUCUUUGGAUUAAUGCCACACACUGAUAGUGACUUCCUCACAAUAUUGCACCAAGAUGAUAUUGGAGGGUUGCAGUUAAUAAGAGAUGGCAAAUGGAUCUCUGUUAAGCCCAAUCCUCAAGCACUUAUCAUCAACAUUGGAGAUUUGUUUCAGGCCUGGAGCAAUGGUGUGUAUAAAAGUGUAGAGCACAGGGUUGUUACUAAUAAAGCAAAAGAGAGAUUCUCAACUGCAUUUUUCUUGUGUCCAUCCUAUGACACUGAAAUACGGAGUUGUUUUGAGCCUCCUGUUUAUAGAAGAUUUACCUUUAGAGAAUUCAGACAACAAGUCCAAGAGGAUGUCAAGAACUUUGGUUAUAAAGUAGGUUUGCCUAGGUUUCUUGUAUCAAGUCAUUAAACUCAAAAAAGUUUGUGUAAACAUUCAUAUAUGGUCACAUUUGACCUUUUAAAUAGUUUAUAGGGGAAAAAGAAGUAUAAGUCAAUUUUUUUCUUUUUGAGUCUUAAUUUAGAAGAGGUUCGUAAUGUAUACUCCCCAUGUAAGUAUUACCUUGUACCCUUUAAGCAAGUAAUGAGUGUGAGCUAAUAAUACUUUAUAAAUUUUGAUAUACUAUAUAU
Nicotiana tabacum (common tobacco) is the source of this 1376-nucleotide messenger RNA. RefSeq names its product gibberellin 2-beta-dioxygenase 8-like. Lineage: Eukaryota; Viridiplantae; Streptophyta; Magnoliopsida; Solanales; Solanaceae. The record is from RefSeq and is a predicted model, not a curated record.